CUAAAUUAGGCCAUAUACACUGUAUGCACUACUGUCACUAAACACAUCACAUCAGAGAGGAGUAAUCACUGCAGCUGUUCCACACAAUGGCUUCCUGUCAGGAGUUCGAAGUGACUGUCCACACCUCACCUGGUCCCACCUGUGGAACCUUCAACCGCCUAUGGCUCAAUCUGAUUGGCUCACAGGGGGAGACUCCGCCCGUCAGUGUGAAUGAAGGUGACGUUCAUCUCCUGCCUGGAUCGACGUGUCCGGUUCACAUCCGAGCCAGCAGCACUCUGGGUUGUGUGCUUCUGGUCCGGCUUCAUCUGGAGGCUCGGGCUGGAUUCCCCAAUCUUGACUGGCACUGCAGCCGGGUGGAGGUCCGAAGGCUGGCAGAGACACCUGAGGACCCAGAAGUACAGGUGUUCUUGUGCGACAGAUGGCUGCAAACAGCAAACGGCGACGUAGAGCUGCGGAGUGGAAAGUUGUGUUUGCUGAAGGAUGAGACAGAAGAGAAGCUGAAGCAGCAUCGCCUCACACAGCUGCAACAUCAGCAGAAGCUCAUCAGAUGGCGUAAGUUUGUCGACGGCGCUCCACACUGCGUUGACCUGGAGAGGCCGUCUGAACUCGGACCGAACCUCAGCUACACGCACAAGAGUCCAGCCACCAACUUGCACUACCUGAGAGGCUUUACUGACCGAAUGGAGGCCUGGACGAGUUUCACAGAGCUGGAGAAGGUUUUCAUCCACAGCGGACACCAGAACAGCAACGCGAAGUUCGUUCAGGCCCACUGGAUGGAGGACUGGUAUUUUGGCUACCAGAGUCUGAAUGGCUGUAACCCUCUGCUGGUGCGUCAGACCCGCCUCCUCCCUUCAAAGCUGUCUGUAACCUCCGAAAUGCUCCACCCCUUCCUGCCUGAAGGCUCCUCCCUUGAGCAGGAGCUACAGAAAGGGACAGUUUACCUGUUGGACUAUGAAGUGCUGGAUGGCGUCCCAGCCAACGUGAUCAACGGGAAGCAGACGUAUCUGUCAGCUCCGCUGUGCCUCCUCCACCUGAACCAGCAGGGACAGCUGCUCCCCAUUGCCAUCCAGCUGCAGCAGACACCUGGUCCUCAGAGCCCGGUCUUCCUGCCCUCCGACGAUGGCUGUGAUUGGCUGCUGGCAAAGAUUUGGGUUCGCAGCGCAGACUUCCAGUGUCACCAGUUGGCUUCCCACUACCUGAGGACUCACAUGCUGGGAGAGCUCUGCUGCGUGGCCACACUGCGACAGCUGCCGGAGCUGCACCCGCUGCACCAGCUGCUGAUGCCGCACGUCUGGACCUCAUUGCAGAUCAACGUGCAGGCACGAGGCUCGCUGCUGGCCGGCGGUGGCGUCUUUGAUAAGGCCACCGCUGCUGGUCUGGACGCGUUACCUGUUCUUCUGUCCCGGGCGUCACUCAGGGUUUCUUAUCGGUCUCUGUGUGUCCCUGAUGACCUGAAAGACCGCGCUGUGGACCAACUGCCACAAAGCUACUAUGCACAGGACGCACUGAGAGUGUGGGACGCACUGCACAGGUUUGUGGUCAGAUGGGUGGAUCUGUAUUACAGUGGAGACGAUGACGUGCAGCUGGACUCUGAGCUUCAACACUGGAUCACCGACAUCAACACACACGGAUUCACACACGACUCAGGUUUCCCCCAGUGUUUCCAGUCCAAAGCUUCACUGUCCCAGUUUGUCACCAUGAUCAUCUUCUCCUGUUCGGCUCUGCAUGCAGCCGUUAACUUCUCCCAGUUGGACUUUAGCCUUUGGAUGCCAAACUGUCCACCCUCCAUGUUGCGUCCUCCUCCGCAUGUCAAAGGCAUGGUGACGGAGGAUGACAUCAUGUCUUUCCUGCCGGACGUGAGCUCCACCUGUCGCGUCCUGACGGUGCUCUCUCUGCUGUCGCAACCCGUCGCCAACUUUGUCCCUCUGUGUCACUACAAAGAGGCCGUGUUCAGAGAUGGCGCCCCUCGCAGGCUGGUGGAAAAGGUACAGGCUGAACUCAGGGCCAUUUCUGAUGACAUCACGGAGCGAAACAGCCAGUUGGAGCUGCCGUAUCCUUACCUCAAUCCUGGACUCAUCGAGAACAGCGUGUCCAUCUAAAUGUCACGUCUUCGUCACGAUUAUUAACAAUUUCUGAUCGAUCAGCUGCAUGUUGCUGUUCAAACACUUUAGACACAAAAGAAUUUACGUCUUUGAUUAUAUCGUUGGUGCAAAGCUUCUGAUUGCUUUGGCUUGUUUCUAUCACAUGGCGUCUGCUUUGACUUAACUGCAGAUCUCGAAAGAAAAACACAAACUGUUGUGGAAAAAGAACUGCAGUGACUGUACUUUAAUGUGAUUCAUUGUGAGAGAAAACAAACAUGUGACACGUCUGUAACGUGUGUCUGCUGCAGGACUCACACAUCGAUCAGCAACACCUUCUGCUCUUUAUGGUCGCAGCACUUU
Messenger RNA from Scatophagus argus, 2441 nucleotides. RefSeq lists its product as uncharacterized. Gene Ontology annotation, biological process: lipid oxidation; linoleic acid metabolic process. Bases 87 to 2099 code for a protein of 670 amino acids. Lineage: Eukaryota; Metazoa; Chordata; Actinopteri; Scatophagidae. Gene Ontology annotation, molecular function: iron ion binding; protein binding; oxidoreductase activity, acting on single donors with incorporation of molecular oxygen, incorporation of two atoms of oxygen. The record is from RefSeq and is a predicted model, not a curated record. The transcript has 15 exons.